UUUUUUAAUGUACUCUUCAUAAAACUAUAUCAGAUACGUGCCUUUGUGCAUGACAACAAGGGUGACGUUAACCUAAUGGCCUUUUGAGACGGCAGCGGAACCCCGAAACAGAACAAGACUCUUGUUCCUGUAAAUUUAUCUCCAAAAUGCGUCGUAGAGUGACAGGUACAGCGUUGGAGAUGCUGGGCUGUGGUGGUAAUAUCACGAGCCAGCGGGGAAACAGGCUUUUACUUGGCCCUAUAACGAGAACAAUCACCCCCAUCUCGACAGACAGCGAAAGAUUUCGUUCUACAUCUUCAAUACAAGGACAUACAGAACUUGCACGAGAGAGGUCUAAAACCGUGACUUCGUUUUACAACCAGUCCGCUAUCGAUGCUUCGGCAGAAAAGGCCUCUGUCCGAUUGACACCAGCAACCCUGCUGUACGCUGGGAAGUCUCCGGAUGGACACCACAUACUGAGCAGUGCCAAGUAUCUGCACAAGGAGCUGCCCGUGCGCAUUGCCCAUCGCAUCAAGGGGUUCCGUAGCCUGCCCUUCAUCAUUGGAUGUAACCCCACAAUCCUGCAAGUGCAUGAACUCUACAUCCGUGCCUACCACAUGUUGAUUGAUUUCCCAGCGAUUAAGGACCAGGAGAUGGAGGCUCGUUAUAGUAAGCUGGUUCAGCAGCUCCUCGAUGACCACAAGGAUGUGGUCACUAUGCUUGCCGAAGGCUUCAGGGAGUGUCGGAGGCACAUCCAGGACGAGACCCUGGUCCGUAACUUCCUGGACACCACCCUCACCUCCCGCCUGGGUAUCCGGAUGUUGGCCACACACCACCUUGCUCUGCAUGAAGAAAAUCCUGAUUUUGUAGGCAUAAUCUGCAGAAGACUUUCCCCCAAAAAGAUAAUUGAGAAAUGGGUUGAUUUUGCAAGGCGUCUGUGUGAACAUCAGUAUGGUAACUCCCCACGGGUGCGUAUCAACGGCCACGUGGCGGCCCGCUUUCCCUUCAUCCCCCUGCCCCUGGAUUACAUCCUGCCAGAGCUGCUGAAGAAUGCCAUGAGGGCGACCAUGGAAAGCCACCUAGACACGCCCUAUAACGUGCCUGAUGUUGUUGUCACCAUCGCCAACAACGACGUGGACUUCGUCAUCAGGAUCUCGGACCGCGGUGGAGGCAUCCCUCACAGGAUCCUGGAAAAGGUGACGGACUACCAUUACAGCACAGCUGAAGAGAGCAACCAGGACCCUCGCAUGAACAACCUAUUCAACACAAUGACCAACAGCGGCCCUCAAUCCGGCCCCAUGCAUGGGUUUGGCUUCGGACUGCCUACUUCACGGGCGUACGCUGAGUACCUGGGCGGCUCACUUUCCAUCCAGUCCAUGCAGGGAAUCGGCACUGACGUCUACCUGCGCCUGCGCCACAUCGAUGGCAAAGGAGAGAGCUUCCGAGUCUAAAAUCACUAGCAGCUUAGCGCUCAAGACUGUGGAGGGGGAGCACAUCCCCACCAAGGGGCUCGGCUAUUUUACAGUGAGCCUGGGCAAGGCUACAGGGAAUUAAGAAGUCAGUUAGCUCCUCACAACUCACUUCUACAUUUAAAAAAGAAAGUCACUUUAGGACAUUAAAUGGGCUAAUAUGGCUGCAGAGUUGGCGCUCAUCUCUUUUUGUUUUGCAUUUCCCAUUUCUUCAGUAUCACAAGGGUUUCUGAACUCUGUAGCGUACAGGUUAACAGAGCAUGAAUGGUGGUUAGUGUUGAUGUUUUUACUGUGGUGGAAAGGAAAUGGGGGGGGGGGG
Messenger RNA from Esox lucius (northern pike), 1767 nucleotides. It is a transcript of the gene bckdk, whose product is annotated as branched chain ketoacid dehydrogenase kinase. The record is from RefSeq and is a predicted model, not a curated record. Gene Ontology annotation, cellular component: mitochondrion. The transcript has 11 exons. Gene Ontology annotation, biological process: protein phosphorylation; regulation of glucose metabolic process. Bases 147 to 1430 code for a protein of 427 amino acids. Lineage: Eukaryota; Metazoa; Chordata; Actinopteri; Esociformes; Esocidae. Gene Ontology annotation, molecular function: pyruvate dehydrogenase (acetyl-transferring) kinase activity.